Daldinia loculata is the source of this 1511-nucleotide messenger RNA. RefSeq names its product alpha/beta-hydrolase. The coding region runs from base 558 to 1358 and encodes 266 amino acids. The transcript is spliced from 3 exons. The record is from RefSeq and is a predicted model, not a curated record. Gene Ontology annotation, biological process: biosynthetic process. Lineage: Eukaryota; Fungi; Ascomycota; Sordariomycetes; Xylariales; Hypoxylaceae.
AUUGGCUACUAUGGCGGAAGGGGUAAGCACGAAACUGGGCAGUAAUCAACUCCACUAUCUUCUCAACACCCAAACCGAACUUUUUGUUCGUUACACAUUCACAUUCAAGGAACGGCUGGUCUUCCCUUGAUAAACUUUGUCAGACCGGAGGAGAAUCAGUAACCCUACUCGGUACUUAAGUUAACUACGGAUUCAACAUCACCCGUGAGCUCCGGUACACGACCGGCGUUGGCUUCAAUUAACUUCGCUUCACCCUCACCUCAUCAGAUCAACGUCAAAUUCCCGCACGCAAACAAACACAUCAAACACAUGAGAUGCGAGCUCGACGACGAAAUUAAUACGAAGGAAUUAGUAGGCAAGGAAUAGAAUUGGGGAAUCUGAUCAAUUCUUGCUUCUUGCUUAGUCGUGAAGCGACAAUUAAUCACGUCUAGUUACCCUAUUACAGGUACCUAAGGUAUAGAUAGAUAAACGCUCGUCUGCUCAAUUCCUCGCUCGAGCAGAGCAUCCGUUCAUUUCGCAUAAGUUUAAAUCGGCUGAAUCCAUCACCACCACCAUCUAUGUACGAUUACCUCCCGAACCCGGCACUGAUUUACCAGGGACCGGCGCUGCCGCGUACCCCGCUGAUCUUGAUCCACGACGGUGGUGGCACCAAUUUCAAUUACCAUCUACUCAGCCAGAUUGGCCGCCCGCUAUGGGGUCUCGCGAACGCUAGACUCCACGAAGGCGGUUGGUGGGAAGGUGGUAUCCCUCAGAUGGCUGCCUACUAUGUUGGGCUCCUCUCUAAGGCUAUCCCCGAGGGCGGCGACAUCCUCCUCGGAGGUUGGUCACUGGGAGGGCUCCUAUCCCUUGAGAUGGCGCAUCGGAUUGCCGUGGCGAGGCGCGACGGUGGUACGGGGGCUAAGUUUCGGGUUAAAGGCAUGGUCUUCAUCGACAGCCUCUGCCCAAGCUACUCAGACGAGAUGCGGGCACGGUUACCGGCUGAGCCCGUAGUAUUAUCAGCCCAGGAGUCGGAGGCUAUGAAACUGAAAGAGAAAGUCAACGUGAACAUGACACACGCCCGCAUCAUGGUGUCAUUCUGGGAUUUACCACGCUGGGAGGAUGGGCUGCAGGCACCACCAACCAUCCUCCUGCGAGCGAAAGAAUGGUUCAACCGCGACCCGUCCAAGAGCUUCGUCGAUUUCACGCGCGAAGACCGACUUCUAGGCUGGAGUGAUUACAACGAGGAACACGGUAAUUUCAUUAAAGACAUUGUGGAUAUAGAAGGUCACCACUUUUCCAUCUUCAAUUUUGAUUAUCUUGACGAUGUCACGAGGAAGGUCCGCGCCGCAGCAGACCGGUUGGAUCCGCUUGGGUUUUAAUGGGUAAUUCCUAAUAUACCCUAGUAGUCGUUUCCUGUCUAUUAGAAUUACACUACAACGAGGCGUUCAGGAUUGAUUUUUAGAACCGGUGUUACAAGGGGACUACUUAAUGAUGAUAAAGACACUAUGGAGUAUAGCAUGGUUACAUAUAUA